Benincasa hispida (wax gourd) is the source of this 647-nucleotide messenger RNA. RefSeq names its product small RNA-binding protein 11, chloroplastic-like. Gene Ontology annotation, molecular function: RNA binding. Lineage: Eukaryota; Viridiplantae; Streptophyta; Magnoliopsida; Cucurbitales; Cucurbitaceae. The record is from RefSeq and is a predicted model, not a curated record.
AACUAUAAAUGUAAUUUUCAUUGAAUAUUAUGGUAUUUUCUCUUAAAUCUAAUCUAAUGGAUUAAAUGAUGCAAAAUCACGCGUCGGAUUUGGAAGGAAUGGCUAACCGAGUCGGCUCGCAGCUGUUCAUCAGCAGACUGUCAUCAUACACAACAAUCGAACGCCUUGAGAGUCUGUUUUCACCCUUUGGUUCAGUCUCUGAAGCUCGGCUAAUUCGUGAUCCGAAAACCCAGAGGCCCAAAGGGUUUGGUUUUGUCACAUUUCAAUCCCCGGUUGAGGCGAAGAAAGCUCUUCAAGCCAUGAAUGGUCGAAUUGUUGAUGGAAGAUUGAUUUUCGUUGAAUUUGCAAAGACUAGGAGACAUGGGGUAGAUGCUGCAUCUAGAUAAAGAACGUCAUUCACAACAAGACAUGGGGAUUUGGAUAUGUGUGCAUGCUUCGGAGUUUAAUCCAUAUGUGGUGUCAUAUUAGCAAGUUAGUUCGUUCUGAAAAAAGGAAGUAAGAUAACGAUUGUAAUGAGUCUAAUGUUCUAAACUCUUCUAUGAUAAAUGUGCGACGAUUUAACUGUUGCCUUGAAACAUAAAUCUUUAAAUUGGGCCUAUUUAACAAUUUCAUCUCCUAAAUUCUUGAUGAUAAUUGUUCGAUCAAAA